This is a messenger RNA of [Torrubiella] hemipterigena, 1992 nucleotides long. The record is from the annotation of a GenBank genome assembly. NCBI's taxonomy places the organism in Eukaryota, Fungi, Ascomycota, Sordariomycetes, Hypocreales, Clavicipitaceae.
CCCACCCUACGCACUCCUCCUCCUCCUCCUGGGUCUCGCUCUCUUUUUUUAUUUAGUCUCUUGUAUUUCCUCCUCCUUCGUCUUCAAGAUUCUUCCAUUCACAUUGUCUUUCACCUUUUUCCUCCCCGUCGCCCCCCAAAAAGACAUCUUCAACUCUCAUCACCAACAAGAGAACUUCUCUUUGUUACUCAACACUUACUACUACCUGUUCCGCAUUAGGACAAACUUGCUACGCCCGCUUCGACAUUGUCUCGUCUGCCUGCCUUAGCACAUCCUCUGCGUGGCGUCUUAUAGCAAGCCCUCUCAUCUACGGCUUGCAUCUGGCUUACAAAAACGCCUCUCACCCUUGUCCUUGUGUGAAAGUUAUUUCUUCAUCACAGGAAUCCUCCCCCACAGCCGUGUCGACCCAGAGGUUCGCAAUGGCCACUCUCACCAGCUUCUCGUCACGACGUCCUGCAGCUGGCGCUCUUCCUACCUUUUCUCUCCCUCCUCCCCAAGACAUUCCCAGAGCCGGUGACGGUCUUAGCCCCAACGGCCUCGCAAACGUCAACACUUCUGGCUCGCAGAGCUCGCAUAGCAACAUGCAGUACACAUAUGGCGCUCCCGCUCACAGCGGCUGGAACAACAGCACUUCUCCCUACCACGCCCAGAGCCAGCAGCCCAUGCCUCAGUCGCCCUAUGGCUCUCGCCCUUCCAUCUACAGCCAGAGCAGCAUGAGCUAUCCCAACCAGCGCAGCUCCCAGUCUCCUCCUUCUCACAACGACAACAUGGGCGCUCCCUUUGACUCGUAUAGCAACGGCCAGGACGGUCACUCGAUGACCUCUGCCGCCCCCGGCCACAGCAGCAUCCUCGCCCACACGACCCAGCCCCAGACUCCCUCGUCUGCCACCUCCAACGUCGACCCCUACGCCUUUUCUCGCCCUCCUAGCAACCCCAGCUACUACACCUCGUCCGCGCCGCAGCACGGCUUUGGCUACAGCCAACAGUCUCCCACACAGCCUUCUCCCCCCUCUGCUCCCCGCGCUCUUCCUGGCCAGUACCGCUAUGGCUACCAGGGCGUCAACGGCAUGGGUGGUCCCGUCAUGGGCGGCAGCCAGAUGGGCAUGAUGGGUGGUAUGGGCGUUCAGGGCUACGGCCACGCCAUGAUGUACAACAACCAGCCUCCUCAGACCGAGAAGCCCUUCAAGUGCGAUCAGUGCACGCAGGCCUUUAGCCGCAACCACGAUCUCAAGCGCCACAAGAGAAUCCAUCUGGCUGUCAAGCCCUUCCCCUGCUCCUACUGCAGCAAGAGCUUCUCCCGCAAGGACGCUCUCAAGCGCCAUCGCCUCGUCAAGGGCUGCGAAGGCAAGGCUAGUGAGGACGGCGGUCCUUUGUUGGACGAGGAGCGCAAGCACAUGGAGAGCAUGCGCAAGAUGUAAACGAUCAAGCCUGCCAUUCUUUUCUGUUUCGAACUCGGUGCGCUAUGAUACCCAGUGACGGCAACGCAGUGCUACUUUUAUGACGACAAACCACAAAUCUUUCCAACCUUAACGACCCCUACCAACAACAACCACUGUUAUAUAUAUAUGGGUGCGAGAAUUGAUGGAGAGAACAAACAACCACACUGGUCCACACGGACAGUCUAUUUUAUUUUUACGGCCGACUUUUUUUGUUAUUUGGGAAGCGAUUCGUCUACAUGUAUAUGAGACGGUCUGCUGUCUGGCGCUUGCAGGGCCGGCGAGCAGGCAUGUAUGGUGAAUAUGGUGAUAUUUACUCUUUUGUUUUUAUUGGGACUGGCGUUUACGAGGCGGUGCAUCGCGUGAUGGCCGCGUGAACAUGUUAUUUGGUUUGCCAGUCUAGGCUUUUUGGACUCGGCUGUUUUAUUGCCCGUAUUGGCUUCUACCCUUCCUCUUGGACAAACUGUACAAUGGUUGCGAACCUGGACCUGAGGGACAUGUAUUUUGGAAUUUCACCCGCUAUAUUUUAUUUACACUUGACCAAGCCUAUUACCAC